ACAGCCAAUAAAAUUUAGAAGAAGAAGAACCUGCUUUUCCGUAAAACGACUACGUAGCUUGAGAAACAAGAACACAUCAAGAAAACGCUGGUUUAACAAGAUGAGCAGUGAAAAAUACCCGCGGUCUUCUAUCGAAGACGAUUUUAACUACGGCACUAAUGUUGCUACGGCCAGUGUUCAGAUCCGUAUGGGCUUUCUAAGGAAGGUGUACACCCUCCUGAGCUUGCAGAUCAUCUUGACCACAGCCACCUCUGCUCUCUUCAUGUUCUCUCCGACCAUCAAGGAGUUUGUUCUCGCAAGCCCGGCUGUGGUGAUGGUUUCAUCUCUGCUCUCGCUGGUUCUUCUGGUGGCUCUAGCUGUGUACAGGCACCAACAUCCAGCUAACCUCUACCUCCUGUUUGCAUUUACUCUUCUGGAGGCGCUGUCUGUUGCCACAGCUCUCACCUUCUAUGAUUACUCCACGAUACUGCAAGCCUUGUUUCUCACCUGUGCUGUGUUCGCUGUAUUAACAGCCUACACCUUUCAGUCCAAAAGAGAUUUCAGCAAAAUGGGAGCUUGGCUUUUCUCCUGUCUGUGGAUCCUCAUCAUUGGAAGCUUUAUGAGGCUCUUCUUCCACAGUGAUGAUGCAGGUCUGUUCCUGGCUGGAGCUGGGGCCUUGGUCUUCUGUGGCUUCAUCAUCUAUGACACCAGCAUGCUGAUGAAGCAGCUCUCUCCUGAGGAGCACAUCUUGGCCUCCAUUAACCUCUACCUGGACAUUGUCAACCUCUUCCUGCACAUUCUCCGCGUCCUCGACUCGAUGAAGAAGCACUGAGUGCUGCUUCAGGAGAGCUGCAAACCCACAAUUUGCCUGUUCAAUGAUAAAUUUAUACUCGUGUGAGUGUUGAUGUUGGUGCACCAAAAAUCCCAUUAUUGACCUUUGUAACUGUUAAAACAAUCGGUGUGUUCUUGGUAAGCUCUUUCUGUUGUUCUCUGCUGUUUGUUUGAAACCCCAAAUUAACCAGCGUUGUGGAUUAUUAUCAGUGAGUUUUUCUGUCUUGUAAAGCCAACAAGUACUCGUCCUUUUAUGGAGGAAGGCCACACUGCCUAAUUUGAUAUGGAGCCAAUGAGCAGCCCGUCUGCUCUAAUGCAGCUCAUUUCUUUUAAAUAGCAGUUCUACACAAACCUUUCCAGUCUUGUUGGUCCAGUUCAUGCAGUUUACAGGUGAAGCCUCACACUGAAAGACGAGCUGGAUCGAUACAAAUGCAGGAAUCACUGGGCCUCGUUCACAGACGCGUGUGCACAAAUCUGAUUGGUCAGUAUUUCCUUUCUGAAUCUGAUUGGAUUCUGAACAGAUUUAGAAACACUUUGUGCGAUGCAAACACAAAAAGAUUUGCAAACAACAUUGGCUUUGUUAGAAAAUCUAAGCACAUCUUUAACAUGAAUAAUAAUUUUGUCAGUACAGUUUUCCAAGACGUAAACCAAACGUGCUCAUAGAACGAUGCUGAUAAGUAAUUAUAGAACCUGUACACCAGGUUAAAAUAAAGGUGAAAAUACAGAAAAGGUCUCUGACCUGUCUGAAAAAGACAGGUUCUGUUUAACUUUCCAGAUCUUUAAAGUAGGCUUAGAGAAAAGCAACACGUCAUGUCACAAUCUAAAGCAACCUCUUGGCGCCACGGCUUUGGCACGAUGUGAACAGGUUGUUGCAAAGAGGAGUGGGCCAGAGUUCCUCAGUGAUAAGAAAGACCCACCGGCAGUUAUCACAAAUGCUUGAUUGCAGUUCUUGCUGCUGAGGGUGAUACGAGCAGUUAUUAGGUUUAAUCGGCAAGUAGUUCAUGACAUAGAUUUAAAUAAAAUUAGAAUUUAAAAACUUCAUUUUAUAUUUGCUCAGGUUAUCUUUUCCUAACAUUAAAAUAUAUGUAUUUAUAUAACUGUUGUACGACAGUCGAUCAUCUGAAACGUGACAAAUACGCAAAAAGAGAAAAAUUAGGAAGGAGGCAAAACCUUUUUGUGCACAUUUGUGAAUGGGCCCGCUGUUUACAUUUUUUAUGCAUAAGUCAGAUUUACUGCUGAGUCACCACAGACCCACUCUCCCUCUGUUAAUGGUCUGCCACAUGAAUACAUGCUGAUUUAGUGUAAAUGAAAUAUCUGUAAAUUCUAAAAUUUUGAUAUUUCCUUUUACUUUUUAAUUUAUGAGCUUGUCUGUAUUGUUUUAAAUUCACUGUUUCAGUUGUUUUUGCAAGUCUAUACAUGAAAAAGACACUUUUUAUUUUAAAACAAUUAGGUGAAAUCAUUGUCUUUAUGAUGUGUGUGAAACUGAUUAUAUAAUGAUUGUAUAUGUAUGAUUGUUAAAUUCAUUUUAACUUGAUUAAAACAGUGAGCUGUUAAUGAAAA
Molecule: messenger RNA, 2370 nt
Organism: Oreochromis niloticus (Nile tilapia)
Lineage: Eukaryota; Metazoa; Chordata; Actinopteri; Cichliformes; Cichlidae
Gene: tmbim4
Product: transmembrane BAX inhibitor motif containing 4
Exons: 7
Coding region: 101-811 (236 amino acids)
Biological process (GO): negative regulation of apoptotic process
Cellular component (GO): membrane
Source: RefSeq, a predicted model, not a curated record